This is a messenger RNA of Bactrocera tryoni, 2062 nucleotides long. RefSeq names its product mucin-2-like. The coding region runs from base 111 to 1910 and encodes 599 amino acids. NCBI's taxonomy places the organism in Eukaryota, Metazoa, Arthropoda, Insecta, Diptera, Tephritidae. The record is from RefSeq and is a predicted model, not a curated record. The transcript has 5 exons.
AAAGUUCAGUGCGCAUCCAAGCUUGAAGGCGUCAUAUGUGACAGCAAAGGAUAGCAGCAGAAAAACCAGUAAUAUAUGAAACACAUCACUUCUAAAAAGUAAGAACUGUGAUGGCAUCUGCCACUAUAAGACUGUUGGUGGCAACAUUCGCCCUACUACAUUCCAGUGAAGCACAUCUAUUCCGAACAAAGCAGAUUUCGCUUUAUGAACCUCAUGUCACCAGCAGCAAAAAUUUGGCUACCAGUGAAUUUGAUGUGCGACCCAACCGACUCUUGAGCAGAAUACUGCAAGCCAGUGUCAGGAAAAAUGUCAGAGAUGUCAGCAGCGCCACAAGUUUCUUACACCUUAGUCCUUUUUGGAGUUCUUUACAGUCAUUGACACACGGUGGAAAUACUAUACGCAGAGCAAGAGCUACUAACGGACGAAAUAAAGUUCAGAUAUUCGUUAUACCUUCGGUGGCUCCAGAUGCUGAUUUAGGAAUCACAGAUUCAACAACACAACUUCCAACAACUUUAGCACCAACGACUGUAUCACCAACAGAUUCAACGACUCAACCAACAACACAGCAUACCUCAACUUUAGCACCAACGACUGUAUCACCAACAGAUCCAACGACUCAACCAACAACACAGCCCACAACAACUUUAGCACCAACGACUGUAUCACCAACAGAUCCAACGACUGUACCAACAACACAGCCCACAACAACUUCAGCACCAACGACUGUAGCACCAACAGAUCCAACGACUGUACCAACAACACAGCCCACAACAACUUCAGCACCAACGACUGUAGCACCAACAGAUCCAACGACUCAACCAACAACACAGUCUACCACAACUGUAGAACCAACGACUGUAUCACCAACAGAUCCAACGACUCAACCAACAACACAGCCCACAACAACUUUAGCACCAACGACUGUAUCACCAACAGAUCCAACGACUCAACCAACAACACAGCCCACAACAACUUUAGCACCAACGACUGUAUCACCAACAGAUCCAACGACUGUACCAACAACACAGCCCACAACAACUUUAGCACCAACGACUGUAUCACCAACAGAUCCAACGACUCAACCAACAACACAGCCCACAACAACUUUAGCACCAACGACUGUAUCACCAACAGAUCCAACGACUGUAUCAACAACACAGCCCACAACAACUUUAGCCCCCACAACUGUAUCACCAACAGAUCCAACAACUGUACCAACAACACAGCUCACAACAACUCUAGCACCAACGACCCCACCAACAGAUCCCACAACAGUGCCAACAACUCAACCUACAGUAACAGCGGGUAUAUUUGUAGACGAUUUGAAAACAACACUAACUACGACGAAGCCAACAACAGUGCCUCUAAUUAUUGUUACAACAUUGCCGCCAACUUUACCUGAUACCCCCGCUCCAAGUUCUCCCAUAUGCCCACCACCAGCAUGUAAUUGUUGCAACUUUCCGGCAACGACACCACCUUGCUUACCUAAUCCACCAACUACUCAGCAGAACUGUCCUCCAUACUAUCCAAGUAUGCCAUAUAUGCCAUUCCCACCAUUCCCAUAUUCGUUUCCUAUUCCUUUGGCCGCUCAAAGUCAGAAUUGUGGACUUCAAGCAGGUAUGAUAUCAGCGCAAUCAAUUCUUUCACCGCCACAACCAACUGCACCAUUUUUCUUUGCCUCCGCACCGAUUAUGAUGCCGAUACAACCAAAUAUUUUACCGCAACAAGCAGCUUCACCAUUUUCCUUUGGUUCCAUGCCUAGCAUAAUACCCGUGCAAUCAAACAUUUUACCGCAACAAGCAGCUUUACCAUUUUCGUUUGGAUCUGUGCCUAGUCUCAUGCCCGCGCAAACAAAUAUUUUACCGUUGCAGCUUCCACAGUUCAGUUUGUUUACCCAGAGAUCUACUUAACAUCACUUUCAUCUAGAAUUUACUAGUAUAACUAUUUAAGUAACCGCAGAGGCCGAAGAGGGAAACUGGUUUUCAACGAUUUAGUGGUCUCAAAUCUACAUAUAUGUGAAGUUAAAUAGCAAUAAAAAAUCUUGUUUAUUGAAGCAAUCAUA